Plutella xylostella (diamondback moth) is the source of this 1545-nucleotide messenger RNA. It is a transcript of the gene SerRS-m, whose product is annotated as Seryl-tRNA synthetase, mitochondrial. Gene Ontology annotation, molecular function: ATP binding; serine-tRNA ligase activity. NCBI's taxonomy places the organism in Eukaryota, Metazoa, Arthropoda, Insecta, Lepidoptera, Plutellidae. The record is from RefSeq and is a predicted model, not a curated record. Gene Ontology annotation, biological process: seryl-tRNA aminoacylation.
UUGGAGGUUAUGUUUACCUGUAUUGUUGUGAUGGGAAUUUAUUUGUUUUAGGUCUUAAUCAAUUAAUUACCAUUGGUUCAAUUUAAUUAUCUUAUAUUAAAUGAAUUUACAAGGCUGGGCAAUUUUUUUCACAUAGAUUUAUUUUAAACUCAUAAAAAUAAAGUACUGCACUGUGCCAGUGAUAUAAUUUUCAAAUAAAUCAUACAUAAACAUCAUCUGAUCUCAUCAGCAUUAGAAGUAUUAGGAAAAUGGCUAUAUUAUCAAUAGUAAAAUUGUUCCGUAGCAGAGCAUUGAAGAACUUAAGACUAUUUUCAUCAUCCAUCUCUCCAGACAUAGAUUUAGAGUAUUUCUGCAACUCAAAGAACACUGAUGAAAUUAAUAGAAAUAUUUCGUUACGAAAAGGUGUCGGAGACAUUCAACGUGUUUUAGAUAUUUAUAACACCCUUUCUUCAACAACAGUGACUGAUAUAAAGUAUAAUCAGAUAAAGGAAGAGCUGUCUAAGGAACUACAGAAAUUGCCAAACCGAACUCACCCGAAAGUCCAACAGUAUGAAGAAGAAUGCCAAGUGAUAAAGAAAAUUAAUGAAAAGAAAGACUUUAGCCAACAUCCAGCAUUGGAGUUUAGUGAUAUUACUAGAAGACUUAAUUUAAUGAGGACUGACAAGUUAGGGCACACUUGUGGGCACAAAAGUUAUUAUUUCCUGGGUGAAUUGGCAGAGCUAGAGGAAGCUUUGAUUAAGUACACAGUCACCACUAUACUGAAGAAGGGGUUCCAGCUUGUAUCUGUGCCAGAUAUAUUACCUAGUAAAAUUAUUGAGAGUUGUGGCAUGGCAGUUAAUAAUGAUAGAACACAGAUAUACUCCUUAGACCCAGUGCACCACGGGCCAGACUUAUUGCUGUCAGGUACGGCAGAGAUGUCUCUGGCGGGCCUCCUCAUGAACUCCCUCCACUCUCACAGCCGCCUGCCUCUGAAGCUGGCAGCCGUCAGUCGCUGCUACAGAGCUGAGACCUCCAAUGUGUUGGAGGAGAGAGGAAUUUACAGAGUACACCAGUUCACAAAAGUGGAGAUGUUUGUGGUGAGCCCGGCCGAGGACUCUGACAGCAUACUGGAGUACUUGAGGGAGAUGCAGGAGAGCCUGUUUGCUCCCCUCGGCAUCCACCUGCAGGUCUUGGACAUGCCGCCUCAUGAGUUAGGGGCACCAGCAUAUAGAAAAUAUGAUAUUGAAGCCUGGAUGCCAGGACGAAAAAACUAUGGUGAAAUUUCUAGCUGCAGUAACUGCACAGACUACCAGUCCCGGAGGCUCCACAUCAAGUACACAGACUCAAAUGGCUCCACAAAAUAUGCCCACACCCUGAAUGGAACAGCCUGCGCUGUACCCAGGAUGCUUAUAGCCCUACUAGAGACACAUCAGGACCCAAAAGGAAAAAUAUGGAUACCAGAAGUACUGCAACCAUUCAUGAAUGGAAAGAAAUUUAUAGCAAAGAACACCCAAGUUCCUGAACUAAAAUUGAGUAAAAUUAAGAAAUAAAAACAGUUGUAAAUAG